Messenger RNA from Ornithorhynchus anatinus (platypus), 3958 nucleotides. It is a transcript of the gene GNG2, whose product is annotated as G protein subunit gamma 2. Lineage: Eukaryota; Metazoa; Chordata; Mammalia; Monotremata; Ornithorhynchidae. Gene Ontology annotation, cellular component: heterotrimeric G-protein complex. Gene Ontology annotation, molecular function: G-protein beta-subunit binding. The record is from RefSeq and is a predicted model, not a curated record. Gene Ontology annotation, biological process: G protein-coupled receptor signaling pathway. Bases 268 to 483 code for a protein of 71 amino acids. The transcript has 4 exons.
UCGUACAUGCACACACACACACACACACAGAGACAGACAAACGCACAGACACACACACAGACACACAGAGGGAGAGGAGUCGCAGCGGCCGCCGGGCUGGGUUCCUGCCCAUUUUCCCGCUCCUUUCCGAAGAGAUCAGGCACUGGGUCGCCCGAGCAGCCUUGAGCAACUAAGGAAUUAAGUGUCCCAGAUUUGGAGGCCAAUCUCUGAAGAAGAAACCUCAGAGGCUCCCCGAUUUUGAAUAUCUGUUGGGAAGAGAUCCCCCAGAUGGCCAGCAACAACACGGCCAGCAUAGCCCAAGCCCGGAAGCUGGUGGAGCAGCUAAAGAUGGAAGCCAACAUCGAUAGAAUAAAGGUGUCUAAGGCCGCGGCGGACUUGAUGACCUACUGCGAGGCCCAUGCCAAGGAAGACCCCCUCCUGACCCCAGUCCCGGCCUCAGAAAACCCAUUUCGAGAGAAGAAGUUCUUCUGUGCCAUCCUGUAACGCCUCUAGGGAGUCUGGAAAGCCCUCGGCCUCGGGGACCCGGAUGUAGAGUUUUGAGCAACACGGUAGCCUUUCCAGUCCACAAAAUUGAAAGAGAGGGAGGAGGGGGGACAGCGCGGACGCUAAAGGCGAGUGCAUGUUUAACCAAACCGGCCACCUGUGCUCGGGGGUGGGGGUGGGGGGUUGGGGGUGGGAGAGGGAGAGGAGAUCUACGUACGUCGUGACGGUGGAGAUCUGACUUCUUCAGAGCCACCUACAGAGUGAAUAUAUAAAGAUAAAAUCUGUGUCCCCUUUUUCUGCUCUCCCGAGAGGAAAAAAAAAUGUCUCUUGCCUAUUUAAUAAAGCAAAACCAAGGCUCCUGUGCCAAGUGAGGAUACUUAAUAAUGACUGUUACUUGGAAUGAAUAUUGUUGUUUUCUGAAUAUUAAUUUAAGUCGACUUGUCCUUAGUCACAGGUUUCCAGGGUAUCGAUGUUUGGUAUCGUGUUAUUUUUUCGCACUAGAGUAGCAGAAAGGUGAGACGGGCUCUGGCUUUGAGAUUGGAUUCCAAGAAAAUUCAACCAGGCAGAGUGCUGGAGACUCCCCUCAAACUCUCCCCUUUGCCAUAGAAGACACUGCCUGUUUUUAUUCCUAGAAACUCCUUGCUCCUCUCCCUAACGCCCGUACAGUGGUCACUUUGAUUCUGCCAGUGGAAGUCACCUACCUGUCAUAGUCAAGGGCCGCCAGUUCCGUGGCCUCACGUAACGCUACACGGAAACAGCCCUAUGCUGUCAACCCCUCCCCCCCGGGCCCCUUUCCCCCGCCUCAAUUGCUUUGCUCCAGACGCCCCUGAAGGAGCCCCCAGAGGACCAAAAUGGAUGUCUCAAAAACAGAGAGUUAACCGUCCUGCCAUAGCCGUGCCUCUGAAGUUGAUUGUCACGUUGUCGGCAGGAUGGCCCACACCCACACCUCCCCAGAAGCCGUGGGUCCGCCUCAGUCCAGGAAGCUCGGUGUUAACUGGACUGGCAGCUUUGCCUGUGGACUCGGUCGUUAGCGCAGAAACUCCAGGUGAAGAGGAUCCUUUUUCUACAAGUCCAUGCAGAUCCCCGUUUAAUGAUCUAGGUUCAUGGUCUGAGCCAUCACUUUCAGCAGGCCGAGUGAGCCGACACUCCAUGAUGGCCUUGUGGGACAAUGCCCCCUCCGCCCCCCAAAUAGCUGCAGGCAGAAAGAACCAGGCUCUCAUCACUGUCCUGUCACCAAAUUUUUUCUUCCUUCCCCCUCAGUCCUGCCCUGCUCUGCUCAGCUUUUCCCCUUUUUAUCUCCUAACUGCAAGACCUCUUUCUUCAGGACCCUGUGCCAUCGGGAACCAACCCCGCCCUCGACGGGCAUCUCCAUGGCAACCCACCUCUUCCCUUUCCUCCCCUGCUGGUCACUCUUCACUCCCCUGGCUCUUGUAGCUCCUGGUCUGAGCUGCAGCACUGGGCGUGGAGAGGAGGAGAGUUGCAGAGAGGUAGGGUAGGCAGGCACUCUCUGUGACAGCCAGGGUCUGGGCUCUGGCUCUCAGGACCCGGGACCCUCCUCAGCCUUAGGUUAAGCCCAUUGGCCUCUUCCCCUCAGGACCUGCCUCUCAAUUAUUUUUGAUCGGGCGGAUUUGGCCUCUGGCUGGUUCUUCUACCCGAUUUUUGACCUUCGGCUGUUCCCGCAUCCAUUUCCCAUCCAGAAGGUCUCCCCAUCGUGUCUUGUUUUUGCUCUGAGCACCAACUGUUGCAGAUAAAGAAGAGAAGGGAGAUGUCCAGAGAGCCUCACUGGGGUCUAGAAGCACCGCCUGGGCUCUGGAAGUGUGGAGUCCAUUUAGCUUCUUUGAGCACUGGCCAACAAGCACACUUAUAAAACUGCUGACCUGCAGGGGUAGUGGGAGUUUGUGAGGUACACACAAACUCAGCCUUAAUAGCUCCAACCUGAGAUCAGCCCGGGAUUUUCUAGUCACUUCCAAAUUGAGGUUACCUUACUGCACUAAGAUGUAAGCGAUCACAGGUUCACGUCGUAGGGCUUGUUUGCUGGUGCUGUGGAAACAGCUAAGCCCAUCACCGCAGAGAGAGAAUGAAGCUGCAUCAUGUCCAUGUCAGGGCAGUUGCAAAUAAGCUGCUCGGGUCACUGUUUUCAUGACCACUGGGUGCUGAGAAGAGACGUUUGUCAACAUCUACGUGCUCUUUUCUGUGAAGGCCUCUCCCGAGUUUUCUGUGGGGAAUCUGGAGCUUGAAAAUUAGCAUUUUGGAUUCAAGCGCCUAACCCUCAAUGCAGGUUAAAUUCAUAUUGGAGUGGAAUUGACUAACUCAGAAUCCAGAGUGAGCUUUCUUUUCCCCCCAUUUUUUGACAUGAGAAGGCUUUGGGUCUUUGAAUGUUUUUCUUCAGAAACCCAAGAGGCAUAAUCUCAACCAAGUAUAUUUUUCAGGCUAAAUUUUCAUAAUCCCCGGGCCUGUAUAGGCAGAUUUCAUGCCGUCGAGACCCCCACUUCUUAACCCUAAAUUCUAUCUGUGAUUCUUCACAGGUUGAAAUUUUUAUAGACUUAUUAAGGGGGGUUGAGCAAGGGCCCUUCCUUUGGUAGUUUUCAAAAGAAUAAUUGGGGAAAAAAUCCACAUUUAGUCAUUCUUUGGGGUAGCUUUGAUUCCUUCAGCCUCAUUGAUUGGAACAAGACCAGGUCUGCUUUCACUGCUGGAACAACAAUGUAAAUAAAUGUCGAGUGUUCUUUUUUAAUCGUAAGAUCUACUCUAACGGGCAAAGAAACCUAGCCAAGUUGUCCAAGGCCAUCCUGUCUCACCAGGGCCCGAUUGGGAUUCUGAUUCUGUCGUGAAAUCGUUUGUAAUAACUUUUUAAUGGCUUGCUUAUGUCCGAGAAGGAAAGGGGAAAAACGUCACAUGAAGUUCAUUAUAGGAGAUUUGAAAUUCCUCCUCCACAUUCAUUGGAGCAGACUGUUUACCAUAACUAUAUAGAGAGAUCUUUUUUCUCUUUUUAAAAGACAAUCUUAUCGGAAACCAAUACUUCCAUCCACCCAACCCAGCGUUGGCUGGCAAUGGUUAAACGUGAGUGCCUAUCGAGGAAAACUUAAAGCAGAUGUAGGUCAGCUUUCCACAUGCUUCAUGCUGUUGGGCUGCAUUUUGGAAAUAUCGCUAAAUCCUACCAGGAGGCAAAUCGAGAAUUCAGGACAAGUAGCUUUUGUAUACAGUAUUUUUUUAAUGCCCACUUUUAACCAUGGUCACGGCAAAGGCAUACGGAUCCCACCUGCAUCGCAUCUUCUCACCCAGGUAGUCGUAACCAUUUUCCCCACAAAAGAUCGGUGUUGUGUGUUCCUUCAGGGAGAGGGAAAUGUAACAUCCUGGUUAACUUCGUUUGGCUUUUUUCACGCAGGGAAGCUUGAAUGGAGCUGUGACGUGUGCAAUUCCCUUCUUUGUGAGCACUGUACUUGUUCUAAUAAACUCUUCAGAUUCAUUUCAAACGCAA